Nakaseomyces glabratus is the source of this 2265-nucleotide messenger RNA. RefSeq names its product ribosome biosynthesis protein ENP2 (gene ENP2). The record is from RefSeq and is a predicted model, not a curated record. Gene Ontology annotation, biological process: maturation of SSU-rRNA from tricistronic rRNA transcript (SSU-rRNA, 5.8S rRNA, LSU-rRNA). Gene Ontology annotation, cellular component: nucleolus; small-subunit processome; 90S preribosome. Lineage: Eukaryota; Fungi; Ascomycota; Saccharomycetes; Saccharomycetales; Saccharomycetaceae. Gene Ontology annotation, molecular function: protein binding.
AUGGCGCCGCGUAACAAAGUUACAGCAAGAUUGGUAUACAUCACCUCAAUGAACGCGUUCCAUCAAACGAACGCUAAUAAUUUCUUUGGUACCCAUGGAGUCUACACCCUUCUCCAAUCAACUGUAUUUGUUCAGAUAAACAAGGCCCAACAUAAAAAGACGAUAAAAUAUUGCAAGAUGGUGUUGAAGUCCACAUCUGCUAAUGAUAUCUCUGUUUACCAGGUCUCUGGUACCAAUGUAUCUCGUUCUUUGCCUGACUGGAUUGCAAAGAAGCGUAAGAGGUCCCUAAAGAACGAUUUAGAGUAUCAGAACAGAGUUGAAUUGAUUCAGGACUUUGAGUUUAGUGAAGCCUCCAACAAGAUUCGUGUUACAAAAGAUGGUAACUAUGCGAUGGCUACCGGUACUUAUAAGCCACAGAUUCACGUAUAUGAUUUUGCCAACUUGUCUAUGAAGUUCGACAGACAUACUGAUGCUGAAAAUGUUGACUUCGUGCUUAUAUCAGAUGACUGGACCAAGAGUGUUCAUCUACAAAACGACAGAAGUAUCCAAUUUCAAAGUAAAGGUGGUAUCCAUUACACAACCAGAAUACCAAAAUUUGGUCGUAGUUUGACUUAUAAUCCUGUGAAUUGUGACCUAUAUGUCGGUGCCAGCAGCAACGAACUUUAUAGACUUAACCUAGAGCAGGGUAGAUUCCUAAACCCAUUCAAAUUAGAUGAUGAAGGUGUGAAUCAUGUAACUAUGUGUGAUGUCAACGGGUUGAUAUCUGUAUCCAUGGAAAAUAAUACGGUAGAAUUCUGGGAUCCAAGAGCAAGAACAAGAGCUGCUAAACUCGUGUUAGAAAAUGAUUUGGAUAACUCUGAUUUUCAAGUUACUACAUCAAGUUUCAGAAGAGAUGGUUUAAACUUUGCCUGUGGUACAUCUACUGGUUAUUCUUAUUUAUACGACUUGCGUACUUCUGAGCCAUACCAGGUCAAGGAUCAAGGUUAUGGGUUUGAUAUCAAGAAGAUAAUAUGGCUUGAUAACGUUGGUGUUGAAAACAGUGAUAACAUUCUAACAUGUGAUAAAAGAAUCGCCAAGAUUUGGAAUAAAGAUACUGGUAAAGCAUACGCCUCAAUGGAACCUAGUGUCGACAUUAACGAUAUUGAACACAUCCCAGGCUCAGGUAUGUUCUUCACCGCCAAUGAAGGUAUUCCAAUGCAUACAUAUUACAUUCCUACUCUUGGUCCAUCUCCAAGAUGGUGUUCUUUCUUGGACUCCAUCACCGAAGAACUAGAAGAGAAACCAAGUGACUCAGUUUACUCGAACUACAGAUUCAUAACGAGAGAUGAUGUAAAGAAGUUAAAUAUCACUCAUUUGGUGGGCUCGAAUGUUCUAAGAGCAUAUAUGCAUGGUUUCUUCAUUAAUACAGAAUUAUAUGAUAAGGUUUCUUUGAUUGCUAAUCCAAAUGCUUACAAAGAUGAAAGAGAGAGAGAAAUCAGACGCAGGAUUGAGAAGGAAAGAGAAUCAAGAAUCAGAACUUCUGGCGCGGUAUCGAAACCUAAAGUCAAAUUUAAUAAAGAUCUUGUCGAGAAAAUUACAACCAAACGUGGUGACUCAGCAGCCAGUAAAAUUCUUACAGAUGAUCGUUUCAAGGAAAUGUUUGAAGAUGAAGAUUUCAAAGUUGAUGAGAACGAUUAUGAUUACAAGCAAUUGAACCCAGUUAAAUCUGCUAAAGAAACUGACGAAGGUGCUGCUAAACGUAUUAGAGCCCUAACUGCAGCCGAAGAAUCUGAUGAAGAAAGAAUAGCCAUGAAGAAUGGUCACUAUAGCGAUAGCGAGAGUGAAAGUGAGAGCGAGAGUGAAGAAGAUAAGGCUGAGUUAACUGAAGCUGAGAAGAGAAAAGCAGAAAAGCAAAGGAAAGUUAUUGAACGUAGAAGAAAGGAUAAAGAAGAAGCUGAGAAGUUCCUAGAUGGAAUGAAGGUUUCUGAUAGUGGACUUUCAGUUAACGGCGAGAAGAGAUCUGUUACAUUUGCCGAGCAAGUUAAAACUUUGGAGGAAGAAAACACUGAUAAGAAAUCCACCGCUCAAGUUCUUCGUCGUAACCACCGUGGUGCAGCUGAGCUAACUUUUGUGCCUGGUAAGAAAUCUCCCAAGCCAAAGAGAAUGCAUAGAGCUUCAUCAGACAGCGAUGAAGAUGACGAUGACAAUAAACCUGACAACGGUAGAGCGAAACCUAGAUUUGAGGGAAGAAGAAGGGCAAGCAAAAACGUUUUCAGAGGUAUGUAA